Molecule: messenger RNA, 1227 nt
Organism: Histoplasma capsulatum G186AR
Lineage: Eukaryota; Fungi; Ascomycota; Eurotiomycetes; Onygenales; Ajellomycetaceae
Exons: 7
Coding region: 191-1174 (327 amino acids)
Biological process (GO): lipid metabolic process
Molecular function (GO): phosphoric diester hydrolase activity
Source: RefSeq, a predicted model, not a curated record
GUGGCUGGUUGACAGACAAACACGACGACAACCCUGCUAACUGUUCAUGAGAGAUCAUUCCUUGGCGGCUCUAUAACUAUCCAAUACUUCCGUUAAAUACUUCAGAGACAGUUGCGAAAUUACUGCAAGACCCCGCCAGAUGCCGCCCUCGUCAUAGCAGUCGAAUCCACCGAUCCUCCCCUCCGCAGCGAUGCAAUUCCCACCAGCAUCCUGCUCCAUCGCAGCCCUUGCGUUCGUCUUUUGGUCAUUUGAAAUUGUCCGUCUGGCUCACGCUGCUCCUAGCUCGCCUGCUCUGCAGAAUAUCCUGAAGAACACAGACCAGAGUGACUUGUACGGAUAUCCGACUGACCUGACGAGGGGAAUCAUCCCGAUACCAGUACAUUCGCACAAUGACUACUGGAGAGACCUUCCCUUCUAUUCCGCUCUUUCCGCCGGGUGUAUCUCAAUUGAGGCAGAUGUCUGGCUAUUCGAUGACACCCUACUCGUUGGCCACGACUUAUCCUCUCUUACUAAAUCACGCACCCUAAAAUCACUCUACGUGGACCCGAUCCUGGAUGUCCUCCGCCGCCAGAACCCGCGGAGCCCUUACAUUACCGGAGAAACGAGAAACGGCGUCUACGACACAGAUCCCUUCCAAACCCUCUACCUCUUCAUUGACACCUGGCCGCACGUCGUCGCAGCCCUCGAGCCCCUCCGCGCUGCAAACUACCUCACAACCCUCCGCAACAACGACACCCUUACCGCGGGCCCCGUUACCGUCAUCGGCACUGGAAAUACGCCACUGAGCCUCGUCGGGCCCGUCCCUGAUCGCGAUUACUUCUACGACGGGCCGCUGGCUGAUCUCCAGAAGGAGGGGUCUCGGGACAUCACAAAGUAUAUAUCACCAAUCGCAUCUACGAACUUUGCAGCAGCUAUUGGUGUGGAUAGUAUUACUCUCCCUCCUAGAGAAGGCGAGAACGAAGGGGAGAAGGACCCCUCGUGGUUGAAUAGCUCGCAAUUAGGGACUUUGAGGGGACAAAUUGAAGCGGCGAAGAAGAAGGGGAUUGGGGCUAGAUAUUGGGGUACGCCUGGAUGGCCGGUGCGCGAGCGGAAUGAGGUGUGGAGAACCUUGUUGAAGGAGGGGGUUGUCUUGCUGAAUGCGGAUGAUCUGGAGGGUGUCCAGGAGUAUUUUUAGACUUCCGGUUCUGUUUGGGGAUCGGCUAGAUGUCAAAUGAAUUAUGAGUGAGA